AUGGCUGCCUAUUGGAAUAUCCCAGUUAUUGGUUACAUGGCCUCUGGGACAAAAUUCGCCGAUAAGACAAUCUAUAAGACGUUGGCUCGAGUCUCAUUAAGAACCACAAAUUCACUAGCUCAAGCUGUCGCAUCACUACUGAAACAUUUCGGCUGGCAGAAGGUCUCUGAAUUGAUUGAUUUGAUCAUCUCAGCAGAUCUUGAUCUAGAAUUAUCUUUGAAUUGGACUUUGUGCCAUGCCUAUGUAGUCUCAAGUAGGUAG
Messenger RNA from Anisakis simplex (herring worm), 261 nucleotides. Lineage: Eukaryota; Metazoa; Nematoda; Chromadorea; Rhabditida; Anisakidae. The record is from the annotation of a GenBank genome assembly.